AGGACAAAAAAAAAGGGAGGGGGAGGAAUGAGAAACGCAUACAGACAGAAGACUGUAUAGAAAAGGAACAAGUGAAUAUGAAAUGUAUGGAACUGUGAUUUUCUAUUCCAAACAUGCCAGUUCCAGCUGCACGACCUGCUGUCCCACCAGGGCCCCCUCGCCUGCGGUUAGAGGACAAGCUAUUAUCGUUAGAGUUCCGGCUCCUGGAUGCCCAAUUUAACGAGCCAGGAAAGUACCAACUGCAUCUUUGUGUAGAGAACCCUUUGCUGGAUAACUCAGUGGAAGGGAUCACAGUGAGAGUCAACCAUGGAGACAUGAUUCAGAGUAACCAGGCUGAGACUGAAAUUGCAGAGCAAGAAGAUCUCACAGACACACUUGCAUUUGAAAAGAAUGUCUUCUUCUUUGUCCUGCCAAAAGGACUAUGUAAAAAUGAUAAACACCAUGAUGUCAGACUGUCUAUUGAUGUGCUCAAGUUUGGAACAGGUCUUCUUAAGUCAAGCAAAAUCGUUGGACAAGCAUUAUUUGCCAUCUACCCUCGAACAAACCAGCCUCGCAUUAAUCUGCGUGCAGCACCCUUUGAGCCACUCUACAAUUAUCAGGGAGUGCUGGCACUUCUAAGAGUUGGAGGUGAUCAUUCGGCAAUGCAUUGUGGACGCCUUGCAUAUAAUGUAUGCUUUAGGGAAUACCAACCUCCAAAACCUGAGGAAAUUCCAGAAUCAGCCUCUCCUAUACCACCUGUGAUAAGAACCGGAAACUCACAUCCUGGAACUCCUAGAACUGACCAACUCCAGCUAAGCACUCAUCAAAAUGUCACACCUAGAGUACCUAGUCAUAAAUCCAGUAUAUCCAAGCCAGAAACUAACAGGUCAAUCCCUAUGCCAACUAAUACGUCAACUCCAAGGUCACAUUACAAUAUCCCUGCAAUUUCUGUAGAUCAAGAAUCUGAGGAGUAUGAAUCUUCUGAUGAAGAAGGCAGUGUAUCACCUCAAAGGGGCCAUUCACAGAAAGAUCAGGAUGAACAUGAAGAGAAAACACAUCGAACUUUGCCUCCUUCUGUGGUGCAUCCUGUAACCCAUAGGGCGCCCUAUGAUGCUCCUUUGCUCCUCCCUUCUCCUCCAAAAACACCGGCCUCCUUUCGAAAGACACACGUUUCAGAGAAGCCUCCAGGACAAGGGGACCUCAUACUUGGGGCUGAUAAAGAGAACAGACUCCUACCCUUACCUGGAAUGGAGAAGAUUGUUGUUACACUCCACUCAGCCAGACAGAUCCCAUUAAAUAGUGCUGGUUCUGUGCCAUCCCCAUUUGUCAGUCUAAAGAGCAGCAUUGAUGAGGAGACAGGAACUCAAGCACAAAGUGUAUCACAUGUUGCCCUCACUGCAACCAACAAUCCUGUGUGGGGGGAGACCUUAACUAUGACAGUAAAGGAGGAAGAGGCACACCAAGAAGAUCUUAUCCUGACUGUGGCUGAUAAUCUUUCGCAAGAACUUCUCCUUGACUACCGACUUCCUGUACAUAUGCUGCAACCUUUCCACCCAUAUCAUCUAUGUCUGGUGCAGCCACAUGAACAGGGUGCCGGUGAAUGCCAUCUUUAUGUCAGCAUUGAACGUAGAAGUAGCUCUAUAGCUCAGCAGAGUGGGUUCACUUAUAGCGCUUUACAGGUUCUUCUUGUCGGGAUAGAAUCUCCACUUCAGGGACAUUCUCAUCCUCUUUUGGCAGUAGCACGAAUUGUUCCCAACUACAAAGAUUACAGCCAGACCCACAAGCCUCCUGGUAUGAGUGGGGUACCUCAUGUCACAGCUACGUUUCCAGAUCCUUCUCCGUCUUCAUUCCUUGUGCCACAAAGAGCCACACAAGGACACCCACAGAUUUCCUCUCCUGGACUGCCACCAUCCCAACCUAUAUGGAAUUCCUCCUAUCUGUUUCAGGGAAGAGAUGGGGUGACCCUCUUCAGUGAAGGAGCAGCACUAGUCCUGGAAUAUUACCCUGUCACUUCCGAAUCCAGACGUGUUCCGUGGCAUCUUUCUCAUUAUUGUGGCUUCUCGGUUAUCCCUUUGGACACAGAGAUCUAUCACAAGUUGAUGACGGGCAAUAGUAACAAUGCUCUCACUUUAACUAGUGUGCCGAUACAGGGAACAGAACUGAAGACUGCAUCCGGCGGGACUCCCACUGUGUCAUUGCAGCUGUUGCUACUGAAGUCUGAGCAUCCAGAGGUUUUUUUGAGUCCAUCAGAAGUACAGUCUUCUAUUGAACAACACCCUACAAACAACACACAUGAAACCCUUAAAAAUGCAAGCAGGGGUGAGUUACAAAAAGAUGGACCUUCUUUUCCUUCCUACAAUGCAUUGGCGGAUAUUCUUCCAGACCCAUGGAUUCAGCAGACACCAAGAGAACAGAAGCCUGCAAACACUGCGAGGCUUCCAGAACUUCCCAACACAAGCUUUCCUCAACAACACCUGAGUAAUAAUGUGGAACUGCCAGCUGACCCAGUGAUGGAGCAUCAGGAACAGGAGUUGGCAAACUAUCGGCUGGCAAUGCAGCGUAUGGCAGAUGACAUCAUUACUCUUCGCCGUCAGAUGAGUGGACUGGAGGCAGAAAACAGUACUCUCCGUAGUGAACGUAGCCUAAACGAAGAUCUGGGACGCACCCUCCUCAGUGACACAGACAUUGAUGUCAUGACAAAAGCUGAAUUAGCUGACCGAUUGGUGACUCUAAAACAGAAACUAGCAAGUGAAACAUCGGAGCUGCGCGGCAUGAGAGACCGGGUCCAGCAGCUGCAGAAUGAAUUAGUCAGGAGAAAUGAUCGGGAGAAGGAACUACUCCUACUGCAAAGAGCACACCAACAGCAGCAGACUGUGCUAAACCAGUACCACCAGAGACUGGGACGGGCUAAAAAUUUACAGGACACUGUGCGGAAGCAGGAGAAGGUAAUUGAGAAAAUGGAAAAACUCUUGGACAAUAAACUCAGGGAUGAGAAGAAGAGUCGUAUUGACAAAGGAGACAGAGGGGUUCGAGUUGAUACUCUGCAGGGAGAGGUUUAUUCUACAUUGCUAGCUGAGAACGCACGUUUAAGGGAAGAACUGGAUAAUGCUCGACAACCGACGACAGUGUUCACUCAGAUCCUGCCGGUUCCUGAACAAUUAACCGACAGCGAGAAGUUUUCUCUUCUAAGCAAAUUGGAAAAGUCACAAGCAAGAGUACAGAGCCUAGAGAGAGAGCUGGAAGAGUCAGCCCGGCGAUGGGGCCGUGAUAAACAGCAACACCUUACACAGAUUUCAGAGCAGCAGAUGGGAUUCAGCCGGACCCAGACCACUAUCUUGCACCACUUUCCUACUAAGGACCAAGACCCUCCCACGAAGAGACAUGUCAAGCUUGAUCCUUUAAUUUGAGUUUUACAGAACUACAAGAGAACAAUAAAAAAAAUGUAAACUGUUACAAAGCAAUGGAGAGAUACCGUUAUGAAGGUGAUAAAGCAUUUUGCUGGAAUCCAUUUGAAGCUCCCAUUCCUGGUGAUAUAAGAGAGAGCCUAUUAGAUGGUCAUAAAAUGAUUCUGAAACCACCCAGGAAAACACAAAGAAAACCCAAAGACGCAGGAUGCCGGGAAGUGUAUUGAAUGAAAGAAAUUAUUUAUGUUUUAACCCUUUUUUUAAUUAAUGCUGAAAGUGGUAAAAUAAAUUGUAUUUUAUAUAGAACACUGAAUGACUUGACCACAUGCACAAAUAAAAUAUUACAUUUUUUUGGGCACUA
Molecule: messenger RNA, 3744 nt
Organism: Rana temporaria (common frog)
Lineage: Eukaryota; Metazoa; Chordata; Amphibia; Anura; Ranidae
Gene: CCDC33
Product: coiled-coil domain containing 33
Exons: 23
Coding region: 114-3386 (1090 amino acids)
Cellular component (GO): peroxisome
Source: RefSeq, a predicted model, not a curated record